AUGGAAAUCGAUGGUGAUAAAGUUUUACACAAUGUGCGGCAUUUGCAGGAGAAAAUGCAUUGCAAAGAGUUGGAUCCAUUUUCUAGGUUAAGGAAGUUAAAUUCAGUCCAACUGGAUGAAAUUUGUAACGUGUUGGGUAAACUGCUUGAAAAUCGACGCUACACAGAGGAAAUCGGACGCCGGUUUCAGAGUAUGCUGCUGCUGAUUGUGACGAAUGUGUUCGAGAGGGAAGAAGUUGCAAACGGAGGAAGAAAAGAAGAAUUUAAUAUAGCAGACUUGGAACCAUACCGCCGAAAAUGUGUGGCCCUUUCGAAGCUGAUAUUACUUUGUCCGGAUGUAUUGAGGUAUUCCAUGGCGUUUUUCCGGAAAAACCCGUCUCCGUUCGUACGCGAGAUGAAAGACGACGAUUAUAAACCGAAGGAAAAGUAUCGUAAAAAGCAGCAAAAGGCACAGCCCUCAGACGGUUUCGCUUUGGAGAUGUUACAGGCAUGCCAUCGAUAUCUAAUUGCCGAUCCAGUAUAUUACCGUUCGGCUUGGAAUUGGUCAGAAUUUUUCGAACAGUUCGAUAGCAAUGAUUGUCCACGCAAGCGGUACUAUCUGAACCGAAUAAUGGGGAUUGUUGCUGGAAUGUCACAAACCGAUCUGAACAAGCUGGACGAAGGUAUACCGAUGGAAGUUAUGUUGGAGGAAGAUAAUCGCAUGAACCCCCAUAUCCUUCGCCAAGGGGAAGAAGAGGAAUCGAGCGUUAUCUCCAGUGUAGGCAAAAUUGUUUGGCAGUAUAAGAGCAACGUGGUUACCAAUAUUGGUGAUGUACUUCUACCAAUUUUCGAUAAGGACAACGUUAAUUUCUACCUCCGAAUGACACACGAGCAGGAUGCGGCACAACAGACAGACGUUCCACAGCCGUCUGAGUCUGAUCUGUUGGUAAAUGUGAAUUCUACAAAGUUGAAUUUACGCAAUCUUGCCCUAGGUGUGUCUUCUGGCAAAGCCAUCUGUCUCUCGGGACCGGUUGGAAGUGGGAAAACAUCGUUGGUAGAAUAUCUAGCUAAAGCUACUGGUAGAAUUCCGCCGAAAAGAGAAGAAUGUGCCAAGCCACAAGUGCUAAAGGAAGAGAUGUCCAAGAAACGCAAGCUUAACAAAGGCUCCAAAGUUGCUGACAUCGAUGGAAAUGAAACAUUCGAGUAUGAUGUUGAAUCACUCAAGAAGGUUGCUCCAAAGAGUGGAUUCUUGCGAGUUCAACUAGGCGAUCAGACGGACAGCAAAACCCUUCUCGGUCAGUAUCGUUGCACGGACACCCCAGGAGAAUUCGUUUGGCAACCGGGUGUAUUAACACAGGCUGUUAUGUACGGAUAUUGGCUAUUAUUGGAGGAUUUGGAUUCAGCCACCCAAGACGUUUGCACCGUACUGACGAACUUGCUGGAAAAUGGAUAUCUAAGUGUACCAGGGUUUCGCGAUUGUCUUCGUGUGAUGCCUGGGUUUCAACUUUUUGUAACACUACGCUCGGGAGCAAAAUCGAGUGCAUCGCAGGCUCAAUGUAGCACGUACAGUUUGCUGGAGAAAUAUCUGUACACCGUCACUAUAGUGCCUCUGUCGCGGAAGGAACUGUGCGACAUAAUCUGCAUUCGCUACCCGAAGCUUCGCACCGUGGCAACCAGAAUUGUGGACAUUUAUUUAACAUUCUCGAGCGGAUGUCAUUCGGAUGAGGACAAUCAAAAUUUCACCGCAGAACAACUGGCGCUCUUAGAACAGCCGCUCUUGCAAGAUGCUGAAGCAGAAGGAUUAGCAAUCAGUGUAGAAGAUACACUGCCAAGUUUUCAGUCGGAAAGCGGCGAAAAGCUAGCCACAAUGCCAUUUUCCUCUGGAUCAAACAGGCGCCUCGUAUCGACCAGGGAUCUUAUAAAGCUGUGUCGUCGAUCGGAUCCAUCGUUUUCUGCUACCAGCACCGAGUGUGCGUACUUCGUAUUUCAAAACGCGGUCGAUCUGUUUUGCUCGCACAUACCACAUGGUACCUUUCGAACAAAGCUUGUGACGGGUAUAGGAGGAAAAAUCGGCAUCCUUCCUAGUCGCUGUGAGCACCUUUGCGUAGAAUACAAACCAGCAGUUGAGGUGAGUGUUAGUAGUGAAAUUCGUGUGGGAAGGGUAGUCCUGAAGCGCUCACUGCCCCCAGAGUCAAACGAUGAAAAUAAUACCGACCGGACGGAGCACAAUUUCUUAAACAAGCGUCAGAAACUUGAUCGUAAUGCAUCUUCCCGGGUCAAAACGAUGCAAUAUCGAGCAGGACACAACGAACCAUCGCCAACAUUUUCCUUCACGCGACCUGCAGCAUGUCUAUUGGAGCGGAUCGCUGUAGCCGUCUCGCAGAACGAACCAGUAUUGCUGGUAGGCGAAACGGGUGUAGGAAAGACAAGCUCGGUACAGUAUCUUGCCUAUCAAACCCACCACAAGCUGGUCGUGGUGAACAUGAACAAUCAAUCGGAUGUGUCAGAUCUAGUCGGAGGAUAUAAGCCGGUGGAUUUGGGUUUCGUGGUCACACCACUGCGCUACGAGUUUGAAAGUUUGUUCCGGCGAUCGUUCAAUGCGCAGAAGAAUGAAAAAUUUCUUGCCAAUGUUGCACAGUGCUACGGGAGCGGUGAAUACGAUGUGCUGGUGAAGCUGAUGCUGAAAAUAUCCGAAAAAGCAUCACUUCAGAAGGUGGUACAAGGCAGUAAUGAGAUUAAGAGCAAUACACUUGAGAAGGAUGGAAAAAAUGUGCGUGAAAAAUGGAAUAUUUUGCAAGCGAAGCUGAGAAAAUUGGACGCUCAACUGAAGAAUUCGAUCAACGUAUCGUUCGCAUUUAUCCCUGGGUCGCUGGUAAACUGCAUUCGAAAUGGCGAUUGGGUAUUGUUGGAUGAGAUAAACCUAGCAUCAACGGAAACGCUCGAGUGCCUUUCAACUAUACUCGAACCGGAUGGAUCGAUCGUGUUGCUCGAGCGUGGAGAUUAUACACCGGUGAAACGUCAUCCCAACUUCCGCAUUUUUGCGUGCAUGAACCCUAGCACAGAUGUAGGCAAGAAGGAUCUCCCAGUGGGUAUUCGUAACCGUUUCACCGAGUACUUUGUGGACGAGCUGUUGGCUGAGAAUGAUUUGCUCAUUCUGGUAAAUGAUUACCUUUCAUCGACGGGCAUUCAAAAGGGGCGGAUCAUGAACACGGUUAAGCUUUACCGUCGAUUGCGUGCAAUGGCUCAGCUUGAGCUAAACGAUGGUCUCGGUAAUCGGCCCGUGUUCUCGCUGCGUACACUGUGUCGGGCGCUAUCGAUCUGUGGGAAGAAUUUAUGUGGCACCAUUGAUCGCAAUCUGUACGAGGCGUUCUGUAUAAGCUUCCUCACACAGCUGGAUCUUAAAUCACAUGCCACGGUGCUGACGUACAUUCGGCAAACUCUGCUUCCGAAGGAUAGCAGUGGAGUUGUGGUGAAGAAACUCGCACCCAUACCGCGCCCGAAGGUGAAUGCAGAGAAACAGCUCGAUUUUGAAGGUUAUUGGAUUGAACAAGGUCCCCGCGAAGUGCAGGAAUGCAAGAGUUACAUCCUGACGGACAGUGUGCGCAGUAAUCUGCGCGAUUUGGCACGAAUCAUAUCGAUCGGAAGAUUGCCGGUACUGUUACAAGGACCAACGUCUGCUGGAAAAACUAGCUUGAUCGAGUAUAUAGCGAAACGGAGCGGAAAUGUGUGUCUUAGAAUCAACAACCAUGAGCAUACGGAUCUGCAAGAGUACAUUGGUACGUACGUGGCCGAUGUGACCGGAAAGCUAACGUUCAAGGAAGGCGUACUGGUGGAAGCAAUGCGUAACGGGUACUGGAUUAUAUUGGAUGAGCUAAACUUGGCACCAAGUGACAUUCUGGAGGCGCUGAACCGUGUGCUCGACGAUAAUCGGGAAUUGUUCAUCCCGGAGACGCAGGUCGUGGUGAAAGCACAUUCCAAUUUCAUGCUGUUUGCAACACAAAAUCCUCCCGGUCUUUACGGUGGUCGCAAGAUGCUUUCACGAGCGUUCAAAAAUCGCUUCAUAGAAUUACAUUUCUCGGAUAUUUCCAAACCGGAGUUGGAGGUAAUUUUAGAACGGCGUUGUCAUAUACCGCGUUCCUACGCUGUGAAGAUGGUGAAAGUGAUGUCGGAUCUGCAGCUGAACCGCCGUAGCACAACGGCCAAGCAGAACUUUACGCUCCGUGAUCUGUUUCGAUGGGGCAAUCGGUACACUUAUGCCGAUCCGAAGUUACUUGAAGAUCACAGCUACGAUUGGAAUCAACACUUGAUCGACGAAGGCUAUCUAGUGUUAUCUUCCAAAGUACGUAGCUCAUACGAAACGGAAAUCAUACGUGAGGCACUCUUUGCACACUUUCGUAAACGUGUAGAAGAGAGCAAUCUCUUCAGUCUGUCCGAGAACACUUCGAAAGUGACCGGUUCGAUUUUGGAACGUGUGAUGGCAUGUGGAGCUGAUACGAACGAAACAGCGAAUGAGGAAAGACGGCGAGGCGGUGAAGGAAUAGUAUGGACAUUUGAUAUGCGCCGAAUGGCAGUACUGGUAGCAAAAGCGUUGCAGUUUAACGAACCGGUACUGCUGGUCGGACCAACUGGUUGUGGUAAAACGACUGUUUGUCAACUGUUGGCAACGCUGGAACAGAAAACAUUAAGAAUACUGAACUGCCACAUGCACACGGAAGGGGCUGAUUUUCUUGGAGGGCUUCGUCCUUAUCGGUCAGAUCAAAAGAAGGUAAUGGACGAUGAACUGACUGGUUCAAAGAAACAUCAACUGUUCGAAUGGUCAGAUGGUCCGCUUGUUCUGUCGAUGCAAGAAGGAGGAUUCUUUCUGGCAGAUGAAAUUUCACUUGCAGAGGACUCAGUUUUGGAGCGAUUGAAUUGUGUCUUGGAACCGGAGCGCACGCUUCUUCUGGCAGAGAAAGGGGGUGUAUCUUCCGGAGCAAUCGUCGAUGGAACAUCCCAGCAGGGCGUACAAUGCAACGAUGGUUUUGUGAUAACUGCUCACGGCGGAUUCCAGUUUCUUGCCACUAUGAAUCCGGGUGGUGAUUUCGGAAAGAAAGAAUUAUCACCUGCAUUGCGAAAUCGCUUAACGGAGAUAUGGUGCAGAGCUACUGAUUCGGAAGAUGAUUUAACUCACAUUGCGGAGAAUACGUUGCGUCGCCAGCUGUUGCUGGAAGGUGAUGAUUCCUUCCCCACAGAAAACGAAUCCAUGGGUGCAAUUGCUCGAGUCAUCGUGAAAGAGGUGCAAGUGUUGAAACAGUCGAUCGAAAAGCUCAACUUCAGCAUCCGAGAUGUAUUGGCAUGGGUUGGAUUCGUUGCGAAGAAUGCGUCGCGGGUAGGACUCCCAGAGGCACUGAUUUACGGUCUGGAGACCGUGUUUCUUGACUCGCUAGAAAUGUUGCCAUAUGAGACAUACGAAGAAAUUGUAUCCAUACGGCGUCAAAUGCGUCGAUCGCUGAUGAAACUGAUGAAACAGUUGCUGCAGUGGAAUGGAAUAAUCAACAUGAUUGAUUACGAUCAGCAGGCGACAGGGUCUGGUGCACUUUCGGUGAUCACAUCAACGGAAAGUCGUUUUGGUAUUCAUCCAUUCUACAUCGAACUGAUCCCAAAUGUGCAACAAGCUACACGACAAAGCACAGACUUUAUGUUCACUGCACCAACGACUCAGCGCAACCUUUUCCGAUUGCUAUCUGCAUUGAGCCUCGAUAAAGCCAUUCUAUUGGAAGGUCCUCCAGGUGUGGGAAAAACUUCAUUAGUUGAAAGUCUUGCCCGUGAAAUAGGAUACGAUGUUGUGCGUAUCAAUCUCUGCGAGCAUACUGAUCUUGCUGAUCUUUUCGGUACGGAUCUACCAGCGGAUGAUCGAUCGCUCGAGGUAAACAGUAGUGAUCGCGUCGAAACAAAUGCAUCUGCAGAUUCUCGGCCAGCGCUAGGAUCGUUUGUGUGGCGCGAUGGACCAUUACUAGCCGCACUGAAGGCCCGUCGAAACACCUGGAUUCUUCUGGAUGAGUUAAAUUUGGCGCCGCAAAGUGUUCUGGAGGGUUUGAACGCAAUCCUGGAUCAUCGUGGAGAGGUGUACAUAGCCGAGCUGAACAAAACCUUCCAUCUGGGCAAAAGAACACGAAUCUUUGCCGCACAGAAUCCGCUUCGACAGGGAGGCGGUCGUAAAGGUUUGCCACAGUCAUUCCUGAAUCGUUUCACGAAAGUGUAUCUGAGGAAGCUUGAACGGCGAGAUUUGCUACACGUUGUGCAUGGCAAAUAUGCAGAGAAAUUCGAUGCGCUUGGAGAGCGUUUGAUGAAAGGCAAAGGAUUUGAAAUGUCCCAAAGCUCAGUAGUAAGCUAUUUCGAACAUCGAGACACAGCGAGUGACGAACGAUUAAAGUUUGAUCUGGCUGAAAAAAUGGUUGUGUUUUCGGAACGCUUAGAAUGCGGAUUGGCAAAUCUAGAAUUCGGUUACAAAGGUGGUCCAUUUGAAGCGAAUCUUCGAGAUAUCCUACGCUGGUGCGAACUGUUCUUCAGCGAAAGCUGUGGGUUUGUAGUGCCUCAAAAUGGCUUUGGAACAGACAACCUCAAACAUAAGCUUUUGGUGGUACUUUUCGAAAAGAUGAAACUAGUCUACUAUCAGCGGAUGCGUGCAGAUUUGGAUAAACGUUAUAUAGUGACUGCAUUUUCGGACGUUUUCCAUUGUGAUGGAGAUGAGCUGGAGCGUAUCUCCCAAGACAUUGGUUUGUACUGGACGGAUGACAAGUUGUACCUUGGAGAUAUUGUCCUCCAGAAAGGAUGUACCAUGGAAGAUAGUGCAGAACUUCCGCUUGCUGCUGUAAAACAACAACCGAUAUCUGCUACUGGAGGCACAUCGACCUUGAUUCUUGCUAGUCAAUUGGAACUGCUCAAAAGUGUAACGGAGUGUGUGCACCUGGAGAAACCGAUCAUCUUGUGUGGGCCAAGUGACUGUGGUAAAACGAAAGUAAUCGCACUACAUUCUACGUUGUCCGAUGCAUUCUAUCAGGUGGACACUAUAGACGACACCGUGACGGGUAGUUUCCAGCAGUUCGAUUUUAACCGUCAUAUGGAAGAGAUGGCUGCACUGGUAGAAACGACAUUGCGGAAGAAAGUGAAACAAUUGCUGUUACGAGAUGGCACUGCCGUGCUUUCAAAGGGAGGAUCUGUACUGGCCUUACUGGAUUGUUGGGAAAAGUACGAAAAUUUGAGUGAAGGUGCUGCUGCUUUUAGUGCAAAUAUAACAAGCUCGCUACAGAGCGGUGAGAUGGUUCUGUUCCGAAAGCGACUCAGUGCCCUACAGAAUGUUAUCACGGUCCUGGUGCAGUACGGUGAAUCUGACAUUACAAUCAACCGACUCAACGGGAUGUACAAAGUGCUAGAAAAGUUGGAUCAUCUCGCCAGGCAAGUUCAGACACUCAAUACCGGUGGCCAUUUCGAGUGGGUGGAUUCGAAGGUGGUGAAGUGUCUUCGUACCGGACAACACAUAUGCCUGGAGCAUGUGAACCUUUGCUCGUCCGCCGUCCUCGACCGUUUAAAUCCUGUAUUUGAACCGAACGGUGCGCUAAUGAUUUCGGAGAAAGGUACCAUCAGGACAGACGAUGCUGGCGAUGACGAAACUACGACGGAAGUGGUUCAAAGACAUCGUAAUUUCCAAGCGUUCCUUACCUUGGAUCCAAAGAAUGGUGAAAUCUCUCGUGCUAUGAGGAACCGAUGCAUCGAACUGGCUUUUGCCAGUCGGGAUGCGUACGAAUUAGACGAUCUGCGGCGGCUUGUGUUUGCAAAUGGAAUUCGUGAGCCGUAUCUCAUCGAGGUCUGUCUUUCCAUCCAUAAGGAACUGCGGAAUAGUUCUGGGCAGUCGGAACAGUUUAGUCCAUUCGGAGUAGCUCAUUUAGUGCGGUUUGCUCAACUAAUGGCACAGAAUCUACAAAAACAGGGAACUGAACGCAGUAUCGACUGUCUAAAGCUGAGUGCGAUGGAUGUUUACGUUCGGACAUCUAACGUGGAUCUGCUGGGCUAUGGAUUGGAUUUCUAUCGGAACGCAUUGAAAGAGGUGAUUGAAAAAGUUAUUCAAUCGAUCGCCGUGCGGCGAAGUACGGUACACUUUGAAAAUGUUACGCUUCAUGCGAAUGGUCUCACAAAACUGGCUCGAAUCAAACUACAAGCGGAACCGUUUCUGGCGCUGCUUCGUGGUUACACUGAAGGUUUGGACGGUGAUAGAAUGAUGGCGGACAUAUCAAGUGGCUUUGAAUCGAUUGGCGGCAAGACGAGUAAGAGUUCAUUGAAAUACCUGCUUUACUUUUUGUAUGAAAUUAGCACGCAAGUUGAUAUUGAAAUGCGAACAGCAUAUCUACGCAGAGCGAUCGAUGAAGCAGGUAAAGCGUUAAAGAACGUGAAGAAUCAUCAGAAAACAGCACUAAGUGCGAAUGUAAAUGGAACUGGUAUUCAAGUGGACGUACGUGGAAUGGAUAUGGAGAUUAAGGAAAGGAAACUGCAACGAGACUGGGAUGCAGCGCCAUCCAGUUUGAAGUUCGCGAUGCAAUCACAAUGUCCGGAGGUUCAACAAAAGUACAAGACAGAACCGCCUGAAGCGGUGGAAAAUCUAGAGGAUGGAGUGAAUGUGACCAAGCUACUUGAUUUAAUCAUCGAACUAAAUGAAAUGUUGUGUGCAGCGGUGCAAAAGAUACCACAAUCUGAAACAACGGGAGAUCUGCCCUGGAAUCGUAAUCUAUUCCCAAGGAUUCGUGAUUAUGUAGCUAUAAGCAACAAAUUGGAUUCUCGAAAGGUGAGCAGCGAGCUAUUGCUUCACACAAUCCUCUCCCCAGUCAAUGUAGACACGGUAACAAAGCUUAGCCAGAUCGAUCUAUUAUCGUAUUCGAAAGCAGUUCACGAUAAGUUGAUCAACGAUGGAAUUAGUAAUGGAUUGCUUCUGAUGUUGUAUGACUUCCUUAACAACUACCGUACAAUGGUCGUACAAGCACUACCGGACCUACUGAUGAGUGACGAGCUGUACGUACGAUUGAUCAUCUCAAACCAAUGGAUAAAUCGACUAAUCGAUCUCUCGCAUCGGAAAAUGUACGAGAACAAAGAGCUGCAGGUGGGAUUGAUGGACAAUCUUACGCUUCAUUACCAAUGGGUUGAGAAGCACUGUCUGAGUCUGUUGGAGAAAGGUUCGCAGGAGAAUGGCAACCAAGUAAGAGUAGCUUUACGGCAAUCUAUUACAGAGCUGACGCAUCCUUUGCUCGCCAUGCGGAAAGCUUACGGUAAACGCUUUCUGGAGUACCUGCCACUGUACACUGCCGAGCAGGUGGAAAAAGCCGUGAACCUUAUGCAACUGGCUGAUAGCAUGAGAUUGGUGCCUAAACUGAGCAAACGACAUACGUAUGACGAGUUCCAACGGCGAGUCACACUACUGAAUCAUGUGAAAACUUUCGACUUAAAGCGAUCGCUACUAGCGAUAAUGUUUGAACGUCGCGAACAUGCUUUGAUCAAUGAAAGUGAAGAACCCGAUACAAACAUCGAUGCGUUUGCAAUGAUUGAAUCGCCGCGGAAGGAACCAAUCAAGAGCUACUACAAAUUGAUCAUGUCUAGGAAUGGUACACAAAGACAUGACGUGAAGGAGGAAAUUUUAAAAAAAGUCGUCGAUAUGAUUUCUUCAUUCGAGACAGACACUAAAUCGCUGCCACAACAGGAAUGCCUCACCACUGCAAGUCAAUACGAACUGGAACGUUUACCGUUGUUAGAGUACUAUGUGUACAAGGUGUUGUUAGCUUCGCGUGGACGUAAUCAGCAGCACCCAGUUCGAAUGGACUAUUUGUUAAACAUACGUUCACUUGGAAUUGAUGCACUAUGUGCAAUCAAGUCACAAACUGAAGAAGAACAUCGUGCAGCGGUUGGAGCGUACAAUUCAUUGCUGGCAUUAAUCGACGAAGCACCGUUUGAGCAACUGUUGUCGAGUAUACCAACGCAACUUUAUCGUAAUUUAAGCUCCUAUUGGCACGAAUUUUGUAGCCUGCUGGAACGACUCGAACUUAGUUCACUGAUCCUUCAGCGAAAUGUCUGUCAUAAUGUUGAAAAUGCUGAAGUUUACGAGACGCAUCACAAUAAUCAUGAGCCGGAUGCAACCGAUAAGGUCACUAGCAGCUUCCGCGGUGCCUUGCUAACGAUGAGUUGUCUGUCAAUUCUGCUAGAAAAGCGCUCAAGUGGAUUCAGAGUGACAGGAUUAGGUGAGCUACCAGACUGGCGGCACACAUUAGGCACAAUAGCCACGAUCUUGUGGGGUAACACGCGCGUGCUUUCCAGAGAUUAUCGUGCAGAAAGCAAUCAUUUGCAAUUGGCUAACACUGCAGCGAUAAAACUGUUGAAAGAGCUUGAGUUUAUUGUGCAGGAUAGUGAUGCAGUGAGCGAUAGAGCGCAUCAAUUUGUAAACGAUUUCCUCGACGUCGCGAAACUAUUACGCCAGUAUCAGGAACAAACAAAGGAACUGAAUGAUGAAGAGGAAGAUCGCGAUCGAGACUGGCGGAUGGCAUCUUUAAUGCGCACGCUUACCGGAACACUGGAAUUGAAUUUGUACGUUUUCCUGCCGUUGCUUGAUCCGGUUGAAAAGAACCGGCUAAAGAAACGCUAUCUAGAGGAAGAUAUCGUUCUGUUAGAAAUGCUGGUCCGCACGUACGAUUGCAUGGCAGUAACGAUGAACUACCGUCAGCUUGGGGAGCAUAAUCGUCGUCUGUUCCUUAGUGAGAUUGAACGGCUAAGGAGCAAAGAACAACACCUGCAGCGCAAGGUAGCUCUUCGUCCAAACAAUACUGUUUUGUAUGCAGAAUUGGUAAGAGAUGUAAACAAUUUCCUACUCUCCUGCUGCCAUCCCGCUACGAUGGGGAUGCUCGUGAAAUCAAUCGUUCAGUGUCUGGAUUAUGUGGUGGAUAUGCAAAAUUCGGUCAACAAUCGUAACCACACACAAGCCUUCCUGCUGAAGGUGUCGGAGCUAAUCACGCAGAUCGAUGUGUGGAAUGAUAUCGCGCUGCAAUUCGAGCAUCACACUCUAAAGCGUUACAGUCCUUACUACCAAGACUUCAUGGGUCCGUUAUGUAACUCAAUUACAACACUCAGAUAUGGUAUGAACGGUCUGCGGCACUGUCUAUGUGCCAAGCGGGUGACCAUAGAACAGAAACCGAAUGGAGCAUUUUAUGAUCUAAACGAAAAUCGUUCUCUGAUGAAGAUGUUGGUAAAGUUCAUACAAUUCCCGAGCGCUAAGCCUCUCGAACUUUUCGACGAUCGUCACAAGGUGAACAUUUAUUCGGUGAUGGAAAAACUGACCGAACCAGAGCAGUCUUAUUUCCGACUCCUGAAAGCUCGCUUGCAGGAGGUAUCGAACAGGAUAAUGGUGGAGCGGAUUGUUGGAAAGCGAUCGUUUACCGAGCUCGAUCGUAUCGUGAACGUCUGUAAUCAAGUGUGGCAAAAGCAAGAACAUUUGCGAAGAAAACGACAAGCGGAAGAGGACAGUCUUUAUUUGACAAAAUCACACUGUGACGAGGAAAGCGAAGACGUCAUUGCGCAACGUGAGAUCAGUGAAAUGUUCCCCAAUUACGUCGACGAUGACUUUGCCGAGUUCAUACAAAACGAUACAUUGGAACAGAUCAUCAAAGCACCUGUCCGGAAGGAAAAACCUGCCGAUACGAUAGGGGACGAAGAUUAUGCACUGAUUUGUGAAAGUUUCAUCACGCUAAUGGCGAAGUAUACGCGAUCGCAUUAUUACCAUCCAGAAGUGACGGUAUCCAGUGGGGGUGAAAAUGUGUCGUUGGACUUUGUUAAACCUUUCGAAACAAAAUUGGAAAUUUUCAACCAAAUCGUGCAAAAGUAUGAACCCUCCAUCGGGAGCGAGUUUGAUGAAAUCGCAUACGGUGCAUUGAGUUUGGCAGUCGGAUUGCUGCAGGAAAGAUAUGACGAUCAGAUGGAGGUGGGUCAAAUCGAACGGAAGACCAAGGGUGGUAGCUAUGUGUCAACGAAUUAUAAUUUCUACACCGAUUCCAACAUCCCGGAGGUGCUGCAAUGUGUGAAAGUGUUAAAAAUGGUCCAGAAACGAGUCGAGGAGCUGCUGCUGGAGUGGCCUGAUCAUGCUGUACUCAGCGAUAUCCUGUUGAUCAUGCAGCGUAUUUUAGGUCUACCAUCCACCGCACCAAUUGUACGUUUCAGCACGGGAUUGCAAUUGCUACGGCAGAAACUAGACGAAUGGAAUGCAGUUGCUCAUCGGGGAAAUAAUAUGCGAGAGCUAGAGAAAGAAGUGGUAGAAUAUAUCAACCGCUGGAUGCGAAUGGAGUUGCAGUACUGGCGCGAAUGUUUGUCUCGAACUUUGGAAAGAGUUCGUUCGAAGGCAUAUCGGUACUGGUUCUUCAUGUACAAUCUAUUGCACGAAUAUUUGCAAGUAGGAGCAACGCGAAGGGGAAAACUCGGCCACCUGCUCGACUACAACAAGGUAGAGAAAUGCUACGGAGAGCAGGAACUGUUAGACGAGGAAGAAGAAAUGCAGAAUGCGGAUGAAUCCGGAGUAACGAUUCAGGAUGUUAUAAAGGUACUGAAGCAGUUUAUGGAAUCGUCCAACUAUGCAGAGUAUGGAUUGCGCCUGCGUGUGAUGAAGUCCUUCGAGCAGUAUCUCCAUUAUCUUGGUGAGGAGCAAUUUGGUUGUGAUAUAUCUAAGCGCGAUACACUGAUAGCUGCACUGUACAACAUUCAUAUGUACUUUGAUCAAUUUUCGGAAGAAAUUGAAGAACAUGUACGCUCGAAACGGGUUCCGAUUGAAAAGAAACUGAAGGAUUUUGUAAAAAUAGAAUCAUUCAACAAGGAUUUAUCGUACUUCAGCAUGCGUAACAACAUAGCACGUGUGCACCGACAACUGCACAAAUUCCUGAAGGAGUUCGAGACAGAAAUUUCAACCCGAGUAGGUUCCGUAUUUUCUCCCAAAGACCCGGCACGGGAAAUCAACGAUGCCGAUGAACAAAAGGUGAAAGUGUUGCGAUCCGAGGCGAAGGUUACAUACUACAUGGUUGAUGUGAAGAGUUUCAUGGCUCCGCGGAAGCUGAUGGAGCGGUUUGCGAUUGAUAAGCCAGUGUCUGCUAAAAACGCAGAAGGAGCAAUGAACACUAGCGGUGGUAGUCAACAAGGAGCAACGCAGCUUUUUCAGAAAAUUGAUCGAUUCUUCUCGACCGCCCGUAAUGUAUGUCGAGAAGCGAUCCUGCACGCACCGUUCCCCGGACUGGUGUACAGUUUAGACACGUUUAUGCAUGAGCAGAUAGAAACAAUUGAGUAUUUGCGUGGGUUGGAGGUGGACCGUACGCAGCCCCGGCCGAAACAAAAGUCCCAAGCAAAGCAAAUACUGAACCAAAAGCGAAAGGCACUGUCAGACUUUUACAAAACGCUUACCGUUCUUGGACUGAGUUACCGGACUGGGUUGGUUGAAUCGGCGAUUGGAGGAUCUGAUCCUGUAGAUCCAACGAUUAAACCAUUCAGUUUAGAGUUGUUGACACAUGCUUCAAGGUACCGGAAGGUCGAUCAACACAUCGUAUUCCUAAACGAUAAGCUUAAUCUGUACUAUGCCAAAUGUGUGUUCAAGAUUAAGCUGUUGUCGAAGGUGAUGCUACAGCCUGAUCCCGACAUUGCUGGACCGAUCAAUGUAGAUCGCAUCAAGGGUUUCUCGAUCGAUAUGUUCCUGGUGGUACAGAACCAACGAAAGACAUUAUCGGGGCUUGUGGACAAUGUGCUCCAAUUGCGAGGACUGAUUGCGAACCUCUACCAGCUAAGUGCCUGCCUUGAAGGAGAACAAUCUAACGAUGAUAAUGGACUACGCUUCCGUGAAUAUCGUCUGCGGAUGGAUGUCGUGGGACAGUGUGCCAUGGACGCUCGUUUGGUGCUGGAACAAUUCCAAAUGUUGCUUGCCUCUGCGCCAAACCAAACCGAUGAGGAAUUGCAGUUACUCGAGACAAGUCCGACUAAUGCAGCAGAAGGAUGUUUCUAUCGAGAGUCGGUGGAAUUUGGAAUGAUAACAAAGUUGGUAAAAGAUGCUCUUAAACGGACGGUCGAAUUGAAUGAAGAGAUUGGUAAAACGGGCAAUGAUACUUACUGCACCCGCGAUCGUAUUGUGAACCUUGAGAAUAAAUUAACGACUGUUAGAGAGUUGCUGUUAUCGCUGACGAAUGCAUUCAAAUUCUCCAGUAAUGUCGAAUUGCCGGAUAGUUAUUCUGUGUAUGGUCAAUCUAUAGUUCAGUUGCUGCAGCGUUUUGAUAAAUACAAGAAGGAUGUUUCGGAAGUAGCAUUUAACGAAAGUAACAUCAUCGCGGAUUGCUCAUUCGAUGAGGAGAGCGUGAAUAAUGAAAUCGAGAACGUUAUCCACUCGCUGCUAAUAUCUAUGCAAAAUAUCUACAAGAAAUAUUCUGAAAUAGUACCAGAACCGGAUCGUAAAGAUGCAGACAAGUAUGAAGAAGCUGCUUGUGACGUGAAAACCGAUACCAACGAGGACGAAGAUGAUGAUGAAUCCGACUAUAAUCUACAGGAACAACACUUGAAGCAAAAGAUCGCAGCAGAUCUGCUGUGCGAUUUGAAGACAUUAAGUAUCGCAAAAGUUGUUGGGAAAUUAAGAGGUUUGUUGGAACAGCUUGAGGAGACUGGAGAAGAGAGCGAUAGAGUACGGUUGCGCACUCUGAUCCUGAAGCUCACACGUUUGGUGCCGAUACUUGAGCAGUAUAAUUUGCUCGUUGAAUACUAUCUUAUACAGCAGUUGGGCGCUCACAAGAUAUGCACAAAAAUGCUCUCUGUUAUGUUAACUGUUUUCAUCGAGCUUGCAACAAAGGGUUUCUGCGUUCCGAAGGACUUACUAGGAGAAGAGGCAAAAGAGCAAAAUGGUGAUCAGGAUAACGAUGGCGACAAGGGCGAAAAGUUUGGGUUUGAAGAUGGUGAAGGUGAAAAGGAUGCGUCACACAAGAUCGAAUCGGAAGAUCAACUGGAUGAUGCUCGAAAACCGGGAUCUGAGAAGGAGAAACAGGAGGAGGAUAAAGAUAACAAGGAAGAGAAAGGCAUUGAUAUGAGUGAAGAUUUCGACUCCAAAUUGCAAGAUAUGGAACGACCGGAGGGUUCGGAUUCGGAGGAAGAGAAAGAUGAAGAUGAGGAGAUCGACAAGCAGAUGGGGGAAACGGAAGAGGGAGCAGAGAAACUGGACGAUCAGAUUUGGGGAGAUGAUGAGGAAAAGCCGGAAGAGGAAGAAAAUGAUAACAGCAUGGAAGAAGAAGACGGAAGUGGUACAAAUGAAAAAGAUGAACGUCAUAAUGAUCUAGGCUCGGAGAAAGAUAAACAGCAGUCCGGUGAUGAUAAUCAGCAGGAUGACGGAAUGGAUGCGAUUGAUCAGUCUCCGAUUACGGAUGAUAAGAAAAAGCGGAAACCGAAGGACAUUAAUGAUAUGGACGAUAAGGAAGGGCAAGAAGAGGAGGAUCAUGAAAAUCCUUAUCAUAACGAGUUGGAAGAACCUCCAGAGGCGGAAGAGCUUGAUCUGAAUGAAGAUUUCAAUUUGGAUGAAAAUGAAAGACAGAAAGACGGUGAUAACCAAGAGCAGGAGAAUCCGUUCGAUAUCGACGCAAAGAAAGACAAUGCCGACGGUGAGCAGGAAGGCAAUGAGGAAGACGAGGACAAAGAUGGCGAAGAUCAGGCGGAUAAUCCAGCUAACGAAAAUGGCGUCGAUUCAUCAGACGAGGAAGAAGAACCAACCGAUCCGGAUAGCACAGAUAAGCUUGCCGAUGAACCGCCUGUACCCGAGGAAGAUCCGAACAAGGAAAACAGCGAUCAGCAAGUUCCGGGCGAAGAACAACAAAAGGAAGAACAAUCAACACCGGAAGAGGAAGAGCAGAAAGAUGAUCAGCAAAAGAAGCGGCCCGAGGGCGACGAACACCAUGAGUCGCGUGACAAGCGUACUGAAGAGGAUCGUGUGGAGGCAAUGCCUGAUGCAGAGAACAAAGGUACGAGCGAUCAAGUGGCCAACGAUAAGCCGGAAGCGAAACAGGAGCACGAGCUAGACGAGCAGGAUACGGGCGAGGAUAAGGAAGGUAUCGGACAGGCUGAAAAUGAGCAAUCCGAUAAGGGUCACCGAGGCAUUGCGGAAUCAAAAGAAACGCGCACUCGUAAAGAUGAACAAAAAGAGCAGCAACAGCAACGGCAACAACGGCGCAAACAAGGUCACACCGAUGAGGAUCGUUCUCUGGGUGAUCCCGACAAAGCAGAAAAGAAGCGACUGAAGACGGUCGAGCAGCUAAACCGAGAAGAGCGCCCGGAAGAAGAUACGGAGAAGAUAGAGGAUGUAACCGAGGAGGAGCUUAAAGAUGACGAGUUCCAACACGUUAAAGAUGCUAAAAAUAGUGAUAAAACUACCAUGGAUAAUGCAACGGAAGAGCAAUCGAAGCAGAUUCAGCACCAGGAAAAGCAAGAGGAGGAUGAUAAAGAAGGAAAAGACCAGGAAGAGGAAUCAGCCGAUCAGCUGAUGGAGGAUGAUGAGCCACCGCAAGAGGAACUGGAAAAAAGGGAACUUCUAGAGAGCGAGAAAAACGAGAACAAGAAGGAUAAGCCGGCUAAAAAGGAUCAAAAUGCGAUAAAAGAAAAAAUGGAAAGUGAAGCAAACGCGGAAGUGGAGGGUGAAAUAGUUCCCACGGCGACGGUAGCGCGAGGCGAUGACACAGUUGCUCACACAAUAUUCGAAAUUCUGCACGAUAUAACUCUCCCGGAUGAACCAACGACGUCCGAGCAGCUCGAUAUGCGAAAGAUGGUUGAAUCGGAAAUGCAAUCCUCCAUUCUGCAGGAUGGUUCCAACGAUCCUGAGGCGUUUGAGCGGUGGCAGCAAAUAUCGCACAAAAUGUUGCCCAGUGCACGUGAUCUUUGCGAACAGCUCCGACUGAUCCUGGAACCGACAAAAUGCACUCGACUUAAGGGCGACUAUCGCACGGGUCGACGGAUAAAUAUGAAGAAAAUCAUCCCGUACAUAGCGUCGCAGUUCCGUAAGGAUAAAAUUUGGUUGCGCCGAACGAAGCCAGCACAGCGCGAUUACAAGAUUACGAUUGCGAUCGACGACUCGAAAUCGAUGGAUCAUAACAAUUCCAAGGACCUGACACUGCAAGCGAUAUCGUUGGUAUCGCAAGCGUUAUCGCUGCUGGAAAGCGGACGUUUGAACGUGAUGUCGUUCGGCGAGAAGCCAAAGAUACUGUUGAAGCAUUCUGAUCAGUUUGACGGUCCGAAACUGAUCAGUGCACUGAACUUUGCACAAAAUCAGAGUCGCAUUGCGGAGUUGCUUAAGUUUGUGCGCACAUUCAGCACGGAGGACGCAUCAGCUUCGGAUAAUGGAGUAUUUGAGCAUUUGCUGUUGGUAUUAAGCGAUGGUCGGAAUAUCUACAGCGAAGGAGAGAAGGAAGUUAAAAAUGCAGUGAAGCUGGCCAGACUGCAACGGAUCUUCAUUGUGUAUAUUAUUAUUGAUAAUCCAGACAACAAGCAUUCAAUAAUGGAUGUACGAGUGCCUCUGUUCACGGCAGACAGUACGCAGAUAAUCAUGCAGUCAUACCUUGACGUUUUCCCUUUCCCAUACUACGUAAUAGUAAGGGAUUUGGGGCAGCUUCCGAUGGUAUUGAGUGAUGCGAUGAGGCAAUGGUUCGAAUUAGUAAAUAGCGAGCAGUAA
This is a messenger RNA of Anopheles marshallii, 17703 nucleotides long. Its product is annotated as midasin. Gene Ontology annotation, biological process: ribosomal large subunit assembly; rRNA processing. Bases 1 to 17703 code for a protein of 5900 amino acids. The record is from RefSeq and is a predicted model, not a curated record. The transcript is spliced from 7 exons. Gene Ontology annotation, molecular function: ATP hydrolysis activity; ATP binding. NCBI's taxonomy places the organism in Eukaryota, Metazoa, Arthropoda, Insecta, Diptera, Culicidae. Gene Ontology annotation, cellular component: preribosome, large subunit precursor; nucleus.